AUGGGGCAGCAAAGGCUGCACGGGAAGGGGCAAUGGGGGGUGUGGGGGAAGGGGCAGCAGAGGUUGCAGAGGAAAGGGCAGCAGAGGCUGCAAGGGAAGGGGCCGCAGCAGACUGCAGCAGUCGAGGCUGCAAGGACUGCAGCAGGAGCGACAGAGGCCACAGUGGGGGCCGGUACAGGGGGAGGUGCUACGGGUGCAGCGGGGAAGGGGGUAACGGGGACUGGUGCGAGGGAGAGUGCUGCCUCGGUUGUAGCAAGAGAGGGUACGGCAGGGGCUAGAGUGGGAGAAGGGACAGCAGUGGCCUCAAAGGCAGAAGGUGAGGCUGCAGCUGAAGCAGCAGGGAGGGCCAUAGCACGGCCAAUAGGGGCGGCAGGGGCCGCAGCAAACGCGGGGAAACACACAACAGGGCCGGCAGAGACCGCAAAAGGGGCUAGCAGUAAAGCGGCAGCAGGCGGGGUGGGCUCGGGGGACAUAGGGGCAACAGGGGAAGGAGAGGUGAGUGUGGUCCCGACCGGGGUGGGCACGGAAGAGGGGGAUGUGAUAGCGAUAGAGAAGGAUGAGGGAGAGGAUGUGAUGCACAUUGACGGGCCACUGGCCCAAUACCUCACGCCUGACGGUGAGGCCGACCCGGCCCCCCUGCAGCCUCACGUCGAGGUUCCCCCUCUACCCCCCAUGCCCGUCCACAUGCUAGCAGAAGGACCGAUGGAGGGGCUGGGGGAGACCUUGAGGACAGAGCCGCACGAGGGAGCCCCCAUCCUCACCUCCCGUCCUCCAGCCCACCCACCCCCAGGAGCACCAUUUCCCCACCCCCACCCUCAGGUCCCGGUAGUAUCCAGGGGGGCAGCCAAGGCCCUGGCCUUCUUGGCGGAGCCGUGCUCCCCGACCCCCACGUUGCUCCAUGGCCAGCCCCCCUCUCCGUCCCCAACCCCUGACCCCACGGUUGCAGGCGGUCCACCGGGAGAGCACGCGGGUGCGACAAGAGCAGAGUCACCCGAGGGCACCCCUUCUCUCACCUCUCACCCCUCCCCGCCCCUUCCCUCACUCCUCCCCUCACCCCCAAGGGCAGCACACCUCUGCCCCCACCCUCAGGGGCUCCUUAGAGCACCACGUGGAGCAGCCAGGGCUCUGGCCUUCCUAGAGGAGCCAUGCUCCCCGACCCCUACCAACACCCAGCCACCCCCUACCGGCCCACUACCCCCCCCUCCACCAGGCCCCCCCCCACCCGGUAGUACACACAUCUCGGAGGUUGAAGCAUCUCUGCGGCCAAAUCCCUCUCCCACACGCUACAGGCACCCAAACCACCCGAGUCGCCGCACAGCCCCAACACGCCCACCCAACAGGCUGCCCCCCUCACACCACCCCCCCCAGGCAGCCGAGACCCACCCGCAAGGGCUUGCGCCCCAGGCUCAUGGGAGCGGCGGCACCCGGGUAGAGGGGCCCACAGGAGAGGCCACCACAGAGCCCACACAAACCCCUCUCCCCCCACCGUUUGUACCUCGCUCUAACCUCCACACUGGCCCAGCCCCUCGACCCCCACCUUCAACCCCCCCUCCCGGCCGGGUUCCCCACGAGUGGCCCCGUUGGGCAGCCAUCACCCCCCACACACAGCCUGCCCGAUCUGUCCCCACGGAGGGGGAUGUCUCGAGGAGAGAGGGGAUGCACACAGAGCACCCCCCGCCCGGCGAACCACCCAUCCUCCCUCCAACCACCCCUUUGGCCCCACAGCCCCCCCUUCCUUCACAAACAGGCGCGGACAACCGGGUUGGCCGCCGGCGGAAGAACAGGGGCAGAGGAGGCAGAGGGUCAGCCCACGUACUCCCCCCUCCCUCCCUCCCCCACCAAGAGCCCCUCCCCACCCCGCAUCCUGUUGAACCCUUACCAGGCCCUACCGCUACAGCCCGACCACCAAACCCACACUCCCGCCCCGCUCCUACACCUCCACAGGGCCAUGGGAGCGGACCAGCCCACUCUCCCCCAUUCUGCCCCUCCCUUGCUGUGUCCCCCUCCCAGGUGGCGGCGGCCGCGAUCGCUACGGGGAUGGAGGCCGUCGGGUUGAGGGAUGCGCCCAUGGAAGACGCCACCGACUCCCCCUCCCAUCCCUCCCACCCCUUCCAUGUCGACGACCCCCUACCGCAACCCAUGGUGAUUGGGGAGGGCCAAGGGGGCCUUCUAGGGCAGGGUCCACACCCGAGCUCCGCUCAGCCAGCAAGCCCCACUCCACCCUCUACCCUGCCAGCCCUCCUACUCUCACCUACAGGCAGGCAGGUCUUCGAGACCCCAGAGGAGGUGAGGGCUGGCAUUUCAGAUUUGCUGGCGAUACACCGCCCGAGCAGCUCUCCGGCUGCCCCCACCCUUCCAGUCCCACAGGACCGGACCCGGACGUAUGCGGAAGUCACCCGGUCUGUCCCUUCUUUUAUCCCCCCCGCCACUCAGCCAGGCGCGUCACUCCCGACCCCAAUGGAGACGGACCGGGUUCUGAGGCCGUGUCACGCGCACCUAGAGGGGGUGGCGCCUCCCCCCGUUCAGCCCGUGGCGCAGGAGGUCACCAGCAGUAGGGAUGAGGCAUCCGCCCCUACCGAGACCCCUCCGCCUGGGGUAGCAGAGCCGUCACUUGAACCGCACCCCGCCGAGGGGCAGGAGCACACCACGGUACACACUUCAGGCUCACCUCCACGUCCCCCCUCCCCAGCUUCGACACCGGUACCGGCACGAGGCCCGGCCCUAUCCUGUGCGACACCACCUCUAUCUUCGCUGACACCCCCCCCGCACGGGGCUGGUGAGUCGUCUCCUCCCCUCAUCCCAGGCGAUCCUCUCGGAGCUCAGGCCGCCCACGGGGUCCCCUCUACAGCCAGUUCCGACGCCAUGGCCCCGAUCGACCCCGCCGACACGGCGACAUCACCCGACCAGGUCGUGAGUUGCCCCACCUGCAGGAGCUCUUUCGCGAACCGACGCGCGCUCCAGCACCACAUUCCCUUCUGCCAUCCUGCAGACGCGGCUCGCAGGGCGCAGGCUGCCCAUGAUACCGCCUCGAUCAUCCCUUCCCUCUCACAGCCCCGUGCAACCGGGAUACAGUUCACCGACGCACAGUGGCAGACGCUCGACUCGGUGGACUGGACAGAGUACUUCUCGCCCGAGCGUAUCCAUGCACGCCCUCUCCGACGUGUCCCGGAGAGGGUCCGCGGAGGAUAUCUCAACGUCCUCAGUGCGAUCCUAGUCCGCAUUGCCCAGGACCCGGAGGCUGCUGGCCCUACCUUCCUCCUCGCUGCAGCGCCGACUCUUUUCCUUGUUCCAGCGACGCCACCCGACCGCUCGCACACGGCUGCCAUUGCAACGCGCAUCUCCCGCUUUGGUCGAGGUGAGUGGGCUGAGCUAGUCUCAGAUGCACUAGGCCGUCGCACACCCCUUCCUCGGCGCACAGGUCACCGGUCACGCACCGCCACCGAUCCCUCUACAGCAGAUGAGCGCCGCAUUGCACGUUGCCUUCGUCUGGCAGCGUGCAAUGAGACCUCACGGGCGUGCGCGGCUCUCGAGUCCGCGGAGGCAGCCCCAGAUACACAGGGGACGAUACAGCGCCUGCAGUCGAAGCACCCCAACGCGGAGAGGCCGACCCCAGCUUGGCAGUCUGGCUUCCAGAGGUCCCCUCUCGUGCUCUCGGUGGAUCACUUACGCCGCGCGAUCUUCACAGCUCCGCGGGGCUCUUCGGGAGUACCGUCCGGUUGGGUCGCUGAGCACCUGCGAGACACUUUCCUAGCUUUCCCUCAGAGUCUCCAUUUCCUCCUUGCCGUGUACCAGCAGUGGCUUCGAGGCCGUUGCGCUCCAGCUGCGCGCUCCUUGCUAGCGUCUUCCACCCUCGUGGCUCUGGCGAAGUCGAACAUGGAUGUUCGGCCGAUUGCCAUCGGCGAGGUUUUGGUCCGCAUUCUUUCUCGUGCAGUCUGUCUCCAGCUACGUGACCAGAUGGCGAGGGUCUUCUUGGCGUCACAGCAGUUUGGGGUGGGGGUUACGUGCGGGACAGAGGUCGUAGUUAGAGGCGUCCGCCGCGCUCUGGCUGACCACCCAGACUGGGUGGUCCUGCAGCCAGAUGUGGCGAAUGCCUUUAACUCCUUCCACCGAGACAGGAUGUUCCAGGCGCUGCAGGCCAGCCCGGAGUUUCAGUGCCUGAUCCCCUUCAUCGGCCUCUUCUACGGGACGCCCUCGGAUCUCCACUACAGGUCAGGCACGGGAGUGGUCACGAUGCACUCGGAGCGGGGCACUCGCCAGGGAGACCCUCUCAGCCCCUUCUUGUACGCUCUGACACAGCGUCUUGCUUUGGAGCCGGUUCUGGUGGAGGGGGAUGUCCAGCUCUGGUCGUACGCCGAUGACACGUACGUGCUAGGUCCCCCAGACAGGGUGCUGCACCACUUUACCGAGAUCGUGAGGCGCUUGGGCGAGAUGGGCCUUGCAGCCCAGCCGCACAAGUGCCUCGUCUACCAGACAGAGUCCUUUCUGUCCAGGGAUCUGGAGGCCUUCACGGGCCUAGGGAUCGAGGUCGCACGCCGAGGGCUCACCGUGACAGGCGUACCGGUAGGCACCGUUUCGUUCGUGGAGCAGAGUCUCCCGGAUCGUCUCGAGAGGAUGGGGCGGGUGCUACCUUGGCUUCCGAGGUUGCGCCAGCCCCAGACAGCUGCCCGCCUUCUGUCGGCGUGUGUCAGCACUCGUCCGCAGUACCUGUCGAGGACCGUCCCUCAUUCGCCCGCAGUGAUCUCUAGUUUUACACGGUGGAACGCACGCCUGGGAGAGACAUUUCAGCAGCUUUUAGCUUCAGGGACCUGGGCUUGUUGCGAGGACGUCCGAGAGGCCGCCCUAGACCAGAUCUUCCUCCCCAUUCGUCUCGGGGGUUUCGGCAUUCGUCGCAUGGCACGCAUUGCCCCGGUGAGUUUCGUGUGCUCCUGGGUGCAGUGUGCUCCCAUUCUCUGUUCUCUCCCUGCGUGUGGCGAGGUGUUUCGGCAGAGCUUCGCUUCAGGUGAGCCAGAGCAGAUCGACCGGGCUCUGCAGACGGCGCUAGAGGGUCUCCCACCUGACGUUCUCUCUCUCCUUCCCCCCUGGCCCUCCUGCGCUUCUGCCUCCCCCGAUUCCCUUUUUGCAGGAGCGAGCCGUCUUCUGGAGGCGCAGGCCUUGGAGGCCGUGCGUGCCCGUCACGCCUCUCCCUUGCACCUUGCCCGUUUGACUUCCCUUCAGGGAGGAGGUGCAGGGGCGUGGUUGACGUCGGUGCCGUACGCUGACCCACUGCGCAUCCCGGAGGCGCUGUGGCAGGCGGCUUCAUCUUCUCGUCUUGGCCUCCCGAUCCCCCAAUUAGCCCUUGCAGGUCAGUGCUCCUGCGGACAGGCGAUUGACGACAUGAUGGUGCCUCAUCACGCGGUCCGGUGCCCGCGCUACGGGGUCGCCACUACCAUCCACGACACGGUGAAGUACAUGCUUCGAGACUUUGCGGUCGAGGCGGGCUUCGCGGUAAAGGUGGAGGACUCUACGCUGUUCACACAGUUGGAGGCGGCUCGAGCGAGACUACUGGGACAGCCAGUGGUGGGAGAGGGGACGCGGGCUGAGGGACCGGGGGAGCAGAGAGGCGAGGCGGGACAGCCGGGUGGCGGGGGACAUUGGGGACAGCACCAGCUGCGGGGUCAGGUGGAGCGAGGGACAGGUGGGCAGAGGGGACGGCAGGGGGAGCAGACGGGCCAGGACGGGGAGGGGAGACAACACAGGCAGCAGCAGGAGAGCCAGUGGAGGCCGCGGGCCCAGGGCGCCGCGCCUCCAGGUUCGGCCUCGGAGGUGGGGCAGGGGCGGGAGCAGCAGAGAGCGGACGGAGGUACAGGAGGGGCAGCGGGAUUGGGAGGGGAGGGCCAGGGAGUGAGAGAGGCAGCAGGGGAUGGAGCAGGGGGGUUGGGAGGGUUGGGGGAGGGUAGAGAGGGGGAGGGGAGAGGACAGGUGGAUGGAGGAGAGGAGAGGGGGAGAGAGACGAUCGGAGAGGAGGCACCAAGGGACCAGACAGGGCAGCAGCCAGCGCAACAGCAGGGACCAGUCGGACACACAGGCCGUGUAGGCACCGCCUCCCGCAUCCCAGACCUCACCUGCCGCGACGUUAGCCAGGGUCUGAUGGUUCUUGUGGAUGUCUCCAUAGCGGAUCCACAGCGGGAGGGGAACGUGCAGCUGAGACGGGCGACCCCCACACAAAUUGGAGUGGCAGCAGCUAGGCGGGUGCAGGAGAAGCUGCGGCACUGGGGGCCGCAUUUAGAGGGGCUGCAGCCGGCACCACACUUUUACGCGUGCGUGGCGGAGACCUUUGGCCUUCUCAGUGAGCCGCUGCGUCAGUUUCUGGGGCUCUGCGCAAAGAGGAUAGCACAGCGGAGAAGGGAUAGAGGUGGGGGGGAUGACGGAUCGGCACGGAUAUUUGAGGCAGGACUCACUACACGCCUCUCCGUUGCACUGCAGCGCGCGCAGGCUCAAUGCAUGAUCCAGCAUGCGGUGCGGCAGUUAGGGAGAUCCGACGACGGGUGGAUGCCCGCACCAGUCCCACUGGGUGCGGGGCAGGGUACUUGGCACCACGUCACAGGGUGCUUCGAGAGUUCACACCCCCUGCCCCCUCAUGCCAUCCGCUCCCCCCGCCCCUACCCUCCGCGUGCCCGCUCCCUUGCCGCCUCUUUUGACCCUCCCUGCCCCCCCUCGCCGUUUCCCACCGCCCGCCAUUCGCUCCUCCCCGCCCGUGCGCUCCCCUCCUUUACCUUCUCCUCCCCCCUCCCCUCCUCUGCUGCACGCCUCUUCCUUCCCCUCGCCGACCCACUCCACUCCCUGCCCCUCCUCAAUCCGCACCCUGCCCCUCGUAUCUCGCCCCCCUAUGCUUGGUUUCUCCCCUCCCUGCCCCUCGCCGCCUUUCCCCGCUCCCCACCUCCCCCCUCUCCCUGCCCCCCCCCACUCUCCCCCCCCUUGUCCUUGGCUUCCUACCUCCCUGCCUCACCUUUCCCCCCUCCGUGUGCUCAGCUUCUCCCCUCCCUGCCCCUCCCUCCUCCCCGCCCUGCCCCUCAUUUUCCGCCCCCCCCACGCCCGGUUUCUCCCCUCCCCGCGCCUCCCUUUCUUUCUCCGUGCCUCUCCUUUGCUCCCUCCCUGCCCCCGCCUGCCCAUGCCCCUGUCUUUGGCUUCUCCCCUCCCUGCCCCACGUUUCUUCCCUCCCUGCCCCCCGUCUGCCCCUCCCUUGUUUUCCCCUCACCCAUUGCUUCUCUCCUCCCUGCCCUUGAUUUCCCACACCCCUGCCCUCGUUUCCUAUCAUCCAUGCCCCUCGUUUCCCCCCUUUGUACGUUCAGCCUCUUCCCUCCCUGCCCCUCCCUUCCUCCCCCCCUGCCCUUUGCUCUCCCCUCGUUACGCUCCCUUCUCCCCAUCCCUGCUGCCCUCUUACCACCAUCAGCCCAUCCCCACGACCAGCCCCCCUCCCACCCUUCAAUCCCCCCCUCCCUCUCUCUCUCUCUCUCUCUCUUUCUCACACACACACACACACACGCACACUCCCCUCCCCCACCCCCCCCACCUACAUCCUCCCAUUCUGCCCCUCCCUGCCCCUUUCCCACCCCCUCGCACGCCCCUCACCUCCCACCUCCGUGCAACUGGUUUCCCCCCUAUGGUGCCACCCUUGCAUCGCUCGCCCCUCUGCUCACCCUCUGCCCGCCCCUUUUCCGUGCCCUCAGUUGGCCCAGCCCCUGCCCGUUGCUGCCCCUCCCCUUGCCCCCUCAACUCCCCUGCCCCCCGUACACCCCAAGUCCCAUCCAACCGCCCCCACCCUCCCCCGGCUGCCCGUUUCCGCUCUGCACCCCCGCGACCGUGUGCGGCUUCCAACCGCCCAACGGUGGUGCGCACGGGGCGUUUCUUCGCACGGGCAAGCCUCCCCGGGGGCCCCCCACCCCGCUGGGUCGUUCCGUCCCUCCCCCUCCAGCCUCCCUUUUCCCCCCCAGCUACUUCCGCAUCCAGCGUGGGCUGCACCUCUGCAUCCUGCCCUGCCAGGCCCUUCGAGGACCCAACUGCGGCCACCCGACACCACGCCGCCUUUCCCACCCCCAUCCAAUCUCUACACCCCCUGCCCCUGCUCCCUGCGCAAUCCAGCCACCUACCCCAGCCUCCCUCUACCUCUCCCUAACUCCACACUGCCGUUCCUACCCCCAGCCAGGGUCUACACCCCUUGCUUUUGCUCCCUGCGCUGUGCCGUCCCCAACCUCCGUCCGCCUUUCCGCGGCACCAGACCGCCUCUCCCUCCCCCAGCCAACCUCUGCACCCCCUGUUCCUGCCCCUGGUGCCUUCCAACACCCUACCCCAACCCCCCCCAGUCUCCCCCUUCUCCAACACCCUCCAUAUUUCCUCCCCCCUGGGGCUCGCCCAUCCGCACUCAUCACCCUUCAUCAAUUCCCCAAUUCCCUCUGUCCCCUGUUUCCCGGCCCCGCAUCCUAUUCUGCAUUUACCACAGCGCCUCCUUUCGGUGCCCUCUCGGCUCUCCCACGUGACAGCGGGGACGGCACCCAUGCAUGCCAAGUGGAGAGAUCCCCCAACUCACUCGCUACUUCCCAUUCGCAAACCAGAUUACUUGUGAAAACACUUAAUCCUACUAGCACCCCCAAGCACAUAGAAGCGGGAGGGGGCAGAGCCAGGGGGGAACUUGCAGCUAACACUGCACGGGAAGGGGUAAGUGAAUGUGUGUGCGAAGGAGCAGCAGAGGCUGCAGAGGAUGGGGCAGCAAAGGCUGCACGGGAAGGGGCAAUGGGGGUUGUGGGGGAAGGGGCAGCAGAGGUUGCAGAGGAAAGGGCAGCAGAGGCUGCAAGGGAAGGGGCAGCAGCGGCUGCACGGGAAAGGGCGGCAGAGGCUGCACGGGAAGGGGCGGCAGGGACCGUGACUCUAGCCAGGCAAAGGGCAGAGGCCAUGGAGACAGGGGGAGGUGCUACGGGUGCAGCGGGGAAGGGGGUAACGGGGACUGGUGCGAGGGAGAGUGCUGCCUCGGUUGUAGCAAGAGAGGGUACGGCAGGGGCUAGAGUGGGAGAAGGGACAGCAGUGGCCUCAAAGGCAGAAGGUGAGGCUGCAGCUGAAGCAGCAGGGAGGGCCAUAGCACGGCCAGUAGGGGCGGCAGGGCCCGCAGCAAACGCGGGGAAACACACAGCAGGGCCGGCAGAGACCGCAAAAGGGGCUAGCAGUAAAGCGGCAGCAGGCGGGGUGGGCUCGGGGGACAUAGGGGCAACAGGGGAAGGAGAGGUGAGUGUGGUCCCGACCGGGGUGGGCACGGAAGAGGGGGAUGUGAUAGUGAUAGAGGAGGAUGAGGGAGAGGAUGUGAUGCACAUUGACGGGCCACUGGCCCAAUACCUCACGCCUGACGGUGAGGCCGACCCGGCCCCCCUGCAGCCUCACGUCGAGGUUCCCCCUCUACCCCCCAUGCCCGUCCACAUGCUAGCAGAAGGACCGAUGGAGGGGCUGGGGGAGACCUUGAGGACAGAGCCGCACGAGGGAGCCCCCAUCCUCACCUCCCAUCCUCCAGCCCACCCACCCCCAGGAGCACCAUUUCCCCACCCCCACCCUCAGGUCCCGGUAGUAUCCAGGGGGGCAGCCAAGGCCCUGGCCUUCUUGGCGGAGCCGUGCUCCCCGACCCCCACGUUGCUCCAUGGCCAGCCCCCCUCUCCGUCCCCAACCCCUGACCCCACGGUUGCAGGCGGUCCACCGGGAGAGCACGCGGGUGCGACAAGAGCAGAGUCACCCGAGGGCACCCCUUCUCUCACCUCUCACCCCUCCCCGCCCCUUCCCUCACUCCUCCCCUCACCCCCAAGGGCAGCACACCUCUGCCCCCACCCUCAGGGGCUCCUUAGAGCACCACGUGGAGCAGCCAGGGCUCUGGCCUUCCUAGAGGAGCCAUGCUCCCCGACCCCUACCAACACCCAGCCACCCCCCACCGGCCCACUACCCCCCCCUCCACCAGGCCCCCCCCCACCCGGUAGUACACACAUCUCGGAGGUUGAAGCAUCUCUGCGGCCAAAUCCCUCUCCCACACGCUACAGGCACCCAAACCACCCGAGUCGCCGCACAGCCCCAACACGCCCACCCAACAGGCUGCCCCCCUCACACCACCCCCCCCAGGCAGCCGAGACCCACCCGCAAGGGCUUGCGCCCCAGGCUCAUGGGAGCGGCGGCACCCGGGUAGAGGGGCCCACAGGAGAGGCCACCACAGAGCCCACACAAACCUCUCUCCCCCCACCGUUUGUACCUCGCUCUAACCUCCACACUGGCCCAGCCCCUCGACCCCCACCUUCAACCCCCCCUCCCGGCCGGGUUCCCCACGAGUGGCCCCGUUGGGCAGCCAUCACCCCCCACACACAGCCUGCCCGAUCUGUCCCCACGGAGGGGGAUGCCUCGAGGAGAGAGGGGAUGCACACAGAGCACCCCCCGCCCGGCGAACCACCCAUCCUCCCUCCAACCACCCCUUUGGCCCCACAGCCCCCCCUUCCUUCACAAACAGGCGCAGACAACCAGGUUGGCCGCCGGCGGAAGAACAGGGGCAGAGGAGGCAGAGGGUCAGCCCACGUACUCCCCCCUCCCUCCCUCCCCCACCAAGAGCCCCUCCCCACCCCGCAUCCCGUUGAACCCUUACCAGGCCCUACCGCUACAGCCCGACCACCAAACCCACACUCCCGCCCCGCUCCUGCACCUCCACAGGGCCAUGGGAGCGGACCAGCCCACUCUCCCCCAUUCUGCCCCUCCCUUGCUGUGUCCCCCUCCCAGGUGGCGGCGGCCGCGAUCGCUACGGGGAUGGAGGCCGUCGGGUUGAGGGAUGCGCCCAUGGAAGACGCCACCGACUCCCCCUCCCAUCCCUCCCACCCCUUCCAUGUCGACGACCCCCUACCGCAACCCAUGGUGAUUGGGGAGGGCCAAGGGGGCCUUCUAGGGCAGGGUCCACACCCGAGCUCCGCUCAGCCAGCAAGCCCCACUCCACCCUCUACCCUGCCAGCCCUCCUACUCUCACCUACAGGCAGGCAGGUCUUCGAGACCCCAGAGGAGGUGAGGGCUGGCAUUUCAGAUUUGCUGGCGAUACACCGCCCGAGCAGCUCUCCGGCUGCCCCCACCCUUCCAGUCCCACAGGACCGGACCCGGACGUAUGCGGAAGUCACCCGGUCUGUCCCUUCUUUUAUCCCCCCCGCCACUCAGCCAGGCGCGUCACUCCCGACCCCAAUGGAGACGGACCAGGUUCUGAGGCCGUGUCACGCGCACCUAGAGGGGGUGGCGCCUCCCCCCGUUCAGCCCGUGGCGCAGGAGGUCACCAGCAGUAGGGAUGAGGCAUCCGCCCCUACCGAGACCCCUCCGCCUGGGGUAGCAGAGCCGUCACUUGAACCGCACCCCGCCGAGGGGCAGGAGCACACCACGGUACACACUUCAGGCUCACCUCCACGUCCCCCCUCCCCAGCUUCGACACCGGUACCGGCACGAGGCCCGGCCCUAUCCUGUGCGACACCACCUCUAUCUUCGCUGACACCCCCCCCGCACGGGGCUGGUGAGUCGUCUCCUCCCCUCAUCCCAGGCGAUCCUCUCGGAGCUCAGGCCGCCCACGGGGUCCCCUCUACAGCCAGUUCCGACGCCACGGCCCCGAUUGACCCCGCCGACACGGCGACAUCACCCGACCAGGUCGUGAGUUGCCCCACCUGCAGGAGCUCUCUCGCGAACCGACGCGCGCUCCAGCACCACUUUCCCUUCUGCCAUCCUGCGGACGCGGCUCGCAGGGCGCAGGCUGCCCAUGACACCGCCUCGAUCAUCCCUUCCCUCUCACAGCCCCGUGCGACCGGGAUACAGUUCACCGACGCACAGUGGCAGACGCUCGACUCGGUGGACUGGACAGAGUACUUCUCGCCCGAGCGUAUCCAUGCACGCCCUCUCCGACGUGUCCCGGAGAGGGUCCGCGGAGGAUAUCUCGACGUCCUCAGUGCGAUCCUAGUCCGCAUUGCCCAGGACCCGGAGGCUGCUGGCCCUACCUUCCUCCUCGCUGCAGCGCCGACUCUUUUCCUUGUUCCAGCGACGCCACCCGACCGCUCACACACGGCUGCCAUUGCAACGCGCAUCUCCCGCUUUGGUCGAGGUGAGUGGGCUGAGCUAGUCUCAAAUGCACUAGGCCGUCGCACACCCCUUCCUCAGCGCACAGGUCACCGGUCACGCACCGCCACCGAUCCCUCUACAGCAGAUGAGCGCCGCAUUGCACGUUGCCUUCGUCUGGCAGCGUGCAAUGAGACCUCACGGGCGUGCGCGGCUCUCGAGUUCGCGGAGGCAGCCCCAGAUACACAGGGGACGAUACAGCGCCUGCAGUCGAAGCACCCCAACGCGGAGAGGCCGACCCCAGCUUGGCAGUCUGGCUUCCAAGGGUCCCCUCUCGUGCUCUCGGUGGAUCACUUACGCCGCGCGAUCUUCACAGCUCCGCGGGGCUCUUCGGGAGGACCGUCCGGUUGGGUCGCUGAGCACCUGCGAGACACUUUCCUAGCUUUCCCUCAGAGUCUCCAUUUCCUCCUUGCCGUGUACCAGCAGUGGCUUCGAGGCCGUUGCGCUCCAGCUGCGCGCUCCUUGCUAGCGUCUUCCACCCUCGUGGCUCUGGCGAAGUCGAACAUGGAUGUUCGGCCGAUUGCCAUCGGCGAGGUUUUGGUCCGCAUUCUUUCUCGUGCAGUCUGUCUCCAGCUACGUGACCAGAUGGCGAGGGUCUUCUUGGCGUCACAGCAGUUUGGGGUGGGGGUUACGUGCGGGACAGAGGUCGUAGUUAGAGGCGUCCGCCGCGCUCUGGCUGACCACCCAGACUGGGUGGUCCUGCAGCUAGACGUGGCGAAUGCCUUUAACUCCUUCCACCGAGACAGGAUGUUCCAGGCGCUACAGGCCAGCCUGGAGUUUCAGUGCCUGAUCCCCUUCAUCGGCCUCUUCUACGGGACGCCCUCGGAUCUCCACUACAGGUCAGGCACGGGAGUGGUCACGAUGCACUCGGAGCGGGGCACUCGCCAGGGAGACCCUCUCAGCCCCUUCUUGUACGCUCUGACACAGCGUCUUGCUUUGGAGCCGGUUCUGGUGGAGGGGGAUGUCCAGCUCUGGUCGUACGCCGAUGACACGUACGUGCUAGGUCCCCCAGACAGGGUGCUGCACCACUUUACCGAGAUCGUGAGGCGCUUGGGCGAGAUGGACCUUGCAGCCCAGCCGCACAAGUGCCUCGUCUACCAGACAGAGUCCUUUCUGUCCAGGGAUCUGGAGGCCUUCACGGGCCUAGGGAUCGAGGUCGCACGCCGAGGGCUCACCGUGACAGGCGUACCGGUAGGCACCGUUUCGUUCGUGGAGCAGAGUCUCCCGGAUCGUCUCGAGAGGAUGGGGCGGGUGCUACCUUGGCUUCCGAGGUUGCGCCAGCCCCAGACAGCUGCCCGCCUUCUGUCGGCGUGUGUCAGCACUCGUCCGCAGUACCUGUCGAGGACCGUCCCUCAUUCGCCCGCAGUGAUCUCUAGUUUUACACGGUGGAACGCACGCCUGGGAGAGACAUUUCAGCAGCUUUUAGCUUCAGGGACCUGGGCUUGUCGCGAGGACGUCCGAGAGGCCGCCCUAGACCAGAUCUUCCUCCCCAUUCGUCUCGGGGGUUUCGGCAUUCGUCGCAUGGCACGCAUUGCCCCGGUGAGUUUCGUGUGCUCCUGGGUGCAGUGUGCUCCCAUUCUCUGUUCUCUCCCUGCGUGUGGCGAGGUGUUUCGGCAGAGCUUCGCUUCAGGUGAGCCAGAGCAGAUCGACCGGGCUCUGCAGACGGCGCUAGAGGGUCUCCCACCUGACGUUCUCUCUCUCCUUCCCCCCUGGCCCUCCUGCGCUUCUGCCUCCCCCGAUUCCCUUUUUGCAGGAGCGAGCCGUCUUCUGGAGGCGCAGGCCUUGGAGGCCGUGCGUGCCCGUCACGCCUCUCCCUUGCACCUUGCCCGUUUGACUUCCCUUCAGGGCGCAGGUGCAGGGGCGUGGUUGACGUCGGUGCCGUACGCUGACCCACUGCGCAUCCCGGAGGCGCUGUGGCAGGCGGCUUCAUCUUCUCGUCUUGGCCUCCCGAUCCCCCAGUUAGCCCUUGCAGGUCAGUGCUCCUGCGGACAGGCGAUUGACGACAUGAUGGUGCCUCAUCACGCGGUCCGGUGCCCGCGCUACGGGGUCGCCACUACCAUCCACGACACGGUGAAGUACAUGCUUCGAGACUUUGCGGUCGAGGCGGGCUUCGCGGUAAAGGUGGAGGACUCUACGCUGUUCACACAGUUGGAGGCGGCUCGAGCGAGACUACUGGGACAGCCAGUGGUGGGAGAGGGGACGCGGGCUGAGGGACCGGGGGAGCAGAGAGGCGAGGCGGGACAGCCGGGUGGCGGGGGACAUUGGGGACAGCACCAGCUGCGGGGUCAGGUGGAGCGAGGGACAGGUUCGGCCUCGGAGGUGGGGCAGGGGCGGGAGCAGCAGAGAGCGGACGGAGGUACAGGAGGGGCAGCGGGAUUGGGAGGGGAGGGCCAGGGAGUGAGAGAGGCAGCAGGGGAUGGAGCAGGGGGGUCGGGAGGGUUGGGGGAGGGUAGAGAGGGGGAGGGGAGAGGACAGGUGGAUGGAGGAGAGGAGAGGGGGAGAGAGACGAUCGGAGAGGAGGCACCAAGGGACCAGACAGGGCAGCAGCCAGCGCAACAGCAGGGACCAGUCGGACACACAGGCCGUGUAGGCACCGCCUCCCGCAUCCCAGACCUCACCUGCCGCGACGUUGGCCAGGGUCUGAUGGUUCUUGUGGAUGUCUCCAUAGCGGAUCCACAGCGGGAGGGGAACGUGCAGCUGAGACGGGCGACCCCCACACAAAUUGGAGUGGCAGCAGCUAGGCGGGUGCAGGAGAAGCUGCGGCACUGGGGGCCGCAUUUGGAGGGGCUGCAGCCGGCACCACACUUUUACGCGAGCGUGGCGGAGACCUUUGGCCUUCUCAGUGAGCCGCUGCGUCAGUUUCUGGGGCUCUGCGCAAAGAGGAUAGCACAGCGGAGGAGGGAUAGAGGUGGGGGGGAUGACGGAUCGGCACGGAUAUUUGAGGCAGGACUCACUACACGCCUCUCCGUUGCACUGCAGCGCGCGCAGGCUCAAUGCAUGAUCCAGCAUGCGGUGCGGCAGUUAGGGAGAUCCGACGACGGGUGGAUGCCCGCACCAGUCCCACUGGUUCCCUUCUUCUAUCCUUCCCUUCUCUUCCUCCCACCCUCUUCUUUUCCCUACCACUUCUUCUUACUCCUUCAUCCUUCCUUCCUUUCCUUUCUUUCCCCCUUUUCCUACAAAAUAUAUAUACCUCACACCCCCUGCCCCCUCAUGCCAUCCGCUCCCCCCGCCCCUACCCUCCGCGUGCCCGCUCCCUUGCCGCCUCUUUUGACCCUCCCUGCCCCCCCUCGCCGUUUCCCACCGCCCGCCAUUCGCUCCUCCCCGCCCGUGCGCUCCCCUCCUUUACCUUCUCCUCCCCCCUCCCCUCCUCUGCUGCACGCCUCUUCCUUCCCCUCGCCGACCCACUCCACUCCCUGCCCCUCCUCAAUCCGCACCCUGCCCCUCGUAUCUCGCCCCCCUAUGCUUGGUUUCUCCCCUCCCUGCCCCUCGCCGCCUUUCCCCGCUCCCCACCUCCCCCCUCUCCCUGCCCCCCCCCACUCUCCCCCCCCCUUGUCCUUGGCUUCCUACCUCCCUGCCUCACCUUUCCCCCCUCCGUGUGCUCAGCUUCUCCCCUCCCUGCACCUCCCUCCUCCCCGCCCUGCCCCUCAUUUUCCGCCCCCCCCACGCCCGGUUUCUCCCCUCCCCGCGCCUCCCUUUCUUUCUCCGUGCCUCUCCUUUGCUCCCUCCCUGCCCCCGCCUGCCCAUGCCCCUGUCUUUGGCUUCUCCCCUCCCUGCCCCACGUUUCUUCCCUCCCUGCCCCCCGUCUGCCCCUCCCUUGUUUUCCCCUCACCCAUUGCUUCUCUCCUCCCUGCCCUUGAUUUCCCACACCCCUGCCCUCGUUUCCUAUCAUCCAUGCCCCUCGUUUCCCCCCUUUGUACGUUCAGCCUCUUCCCUCCCUGCCCCUCCCUUCCUCCCCCCCUGCCCUUUGCUCUCCCCUCGUUACGCUCCCUUCUCCCCAUCCCUGCUGCCCUCUUACCACCAUCAGCCCAUCCCCACGACCAGCCCCCCUCCCACCCUUCAAUCCCCCCCUCCCUCUCUCUCUCUCUCUCUCUCUCUUUCUCACACACACACACACACGCACACUCCCCUCCCCCACCCCCCCCCCACCUACAUCCUCCCAUUCUGCCCCUCCCUGCCCCUUUCCCACCCCCUCGCACGCCCCUCACCUCCCACCUCCGUGCAACUGGUUUCCCCCCCAUGGUGCGCACGGGGCGUUUCUUCGCACGGGCAAGCCUCCCCGGGGGCCCCCCACCCCGCUGGGUCGUUUCACACCCCCUGCCCCCUCAUGCCAUCCGCUCCCCCCGCCCCUACCCUCCGCGUGCCUGCUCCCUUGCCGCCUCUUUUGACCCUCCCUGCCCCCCCUCGCCGUUUCCCACCGCCCGCCAUUCGCUCCUCCCCGCCCGUGCGCUCCCCUCCUUUACCUUCUCCUCCCCCCUCCCCUCCUCUGCUGCACGCCUCUUCCUUCCCCUCGCCGACCCACUCCACUCCCUGCCCCUCCUCAAUCCGCACCCUGCCCCUCGUAUCUCGCCCCCCUAUGCUUGGUUUCUCCCCUCCCUGCCCCUCGCCGCCUUUCCCCGCUCCCCACCUCCCCCCUCUCCCUGCCCCCCCACUCUCCCCCCCCCUUGUCCUUGGCUUCCUACCUCCCUGCCUCACCUUUCCCCCCUCCGUGUGCUCAGCUUCUCCCCUCCCUGCCCCUCCCUCCUCCCCGCCCUGCCCCUCAUUUUCCGCCCCCCCCCACGCCCGGUUUCUCCCCUCCCCGCGCCUCCCUUUCUUUCUCCGUGCCUCUCCUUUGCUCCCUCCCUGCCCCCGCCUGCCCAUGCCCCUGUCUUUGGCUUCUCCCCUCCCUGCCCCACGUUUCUUCCCUCCCUGCCCCCCGUCUGCCCCUCCCUUGUUUUCCCCUCACCCAUUGCUUCUCUCCUCCCUGCCCUUGAUUUCCCACACCCCUGCCCUCGUUUCCUAUCAUCCAUGCCCCUCGUUUCCCCCCUUUGUACGUUCAGCCUCUUCCCUCCCUGCCCCUCCCUUCCUCCCCCCCUGCCCUUUGCUCUCCCCUCGUUACGCUCCCUUCUCCCCAUCCCUGCUGCCCUCUUACCACCAUCAGCCCAUCCCCACGACCAGCCCCCCUCCCACCCUUCAAUCCCCCCCUCCCUCUCUCUCUCUCUCUCUCUCUCUUUCUCACACACACACACACGCACACUCCCCCCCCCCCACCCCCCCACGUACAUCCUCCCAUUCUGCCCCUCCCUGCCCCUUUCCCACCCCCUCGCACGCCCCUCACCUCCCACCUCCGUGCAACUGCCCCCAGUCUCCCUGCCCUUAGUACCGCCGCGCUCUGCCCGUGCGUCACCCUCGCCCACUUCAUACCACCUCCCCCUUCUCCCUCCCCCGGCUUCCCCCUAUCAUCACCCGCAUGUUCCCCCACUCCCCUGUCCACAACGUCCCUCCUCCACCCCCCCUCCUGCCUUCCCCACUCCCACUCUGUCCCCCACACCUCUACGAGCCGUACCUCCCCCUCCAGCCUCCCUUUUCCCCCCCAGCUAUUUCCGCAUCCAGCCCACCUACCCCAGCCUCCCUCUACCUCUCCCUAACUCCACGCCGCCGUUCCUACCCCCAGCCAGGGUCUACACCCCUUGCUUUUGCUCCCUGUGCUGUGCCGUCCCCAACCUCCGUCCGCCUUUCCGCGGCACCAGACCGCCUCUCCCUCCCCCAGCCAACCUCUGCACCCCCUGUUCCUGCCCCUUGUGCCUUCCAACACCCUACCCCAACCCCCCCCAGUCUCCCCCUUCUCCAACACCCUCCAUAUUUCCUCCCCCCUGGGGCUCGCCCAUCCGCAGCGCCUCCUUUCGGUGCCCUCUCGGCCCUCCCACGUUCUCACCCCCCGCCUUCCAACCUUCUCAUUACCCGCUACCAGGCUCACGCCAACUCGACUACCCACUACCCUUUGCCCCUUCCUCUCUGUUCCCCACCCUUCCUUCCCCACUUGGCUCCACCUGCCCACCCCCACCUCCCGUGGAAUUCUGCCCUGCCCUCCCCACCUCUGGCCCACCACCUGUCCCCACACCCUGCUUACCCACCACUACAUCACCCCCGCCCCCCCACCUCCACUACAGCCCGCCAACACUUCCCCUCUCAACCGGCCCCCAGCCCGCCCCCCCCUUGGGCCCCAAUCCCCUCCAACUGUCAGGCCCCCUCUACCCUCUCUUUCACCCACUACGCACCGCUUUCCCCACCCUUUUUCCAUUUCCCCAAGCUAACCCCCCGCACCCCGGCCUCUGCCAGGGAGUUCCUUCCCCCUUUGACGCCCUCUUGAGCCAACUCCAGCAACUCACGCCGCCACCGCCAGGCAUGCUGCCUCUAUUACUUGUGAAAACACUUAAUCCUACUAGCACCCCCAAGCACAUAGAAGCGGGAGGGGGCAGAGCCAGGGGGGAACUUGCAGCUAACACUGCACGGGAAGGGGUAAGUGAAUGUGUGUGCGAAGGAGCAGCAAAGGCUGCAGAGGAUGGGGCAGCAAAGGCUGCACGGGAAGGGGCAAUGGGGGUUGUGGGGGAAGGGGCAGCAGAGGUUGCAGAGGAAAGGGCAGCAGAGGCUGCAAGGGAAGGGGCAGCAGCGGCUGCACGGGAAAGGGCGGCAGAGGCUGCACGGGAAGGGGCGGCAGGGACCGUGACUCUGGCCAGGCAAAGGGCAGAGGCCAUGGAGACAGGGGGAGGUGCUACGGGUGCAGCGGGGAAGGGGGUAACGGGGACUGGUGCGAGGGAGAGUGCUGCCUCGGUUGUAGCAAGAGAGGGUACGGCAGGGGCUAGAGUGGGAGAAGGGACAGCAGUGGCCUCAAAGGCAGAAGGUGAGGCUGCAGCUGAAGCAGCAGGGAGGGCCAUAGCACGGCCAGUAGGGGCGGCAGGGGCCGCAGCAAACGCGGGGAAACACACAGCAGGGCCGGCAGAGACCGCAAAAGGGGCUAGCAGUAAAGCGGCAGCAGGCGGGGUGGGCUCGGGGGGACAUAGGGGCAACAGGGGAAGGAGAGGUGAGUGUGGUCCCGACCGGGAAGGACCGAUGGAGGGGCUGGGGGAGACCUUGAGGACAGAGCCGCACGAGGGAGCCCCCAUCCUCACCUCCCGUCCACCAGCCCACCCACCCCCAGGAGCACCAUUUCCCCACCCCCACCCUCAGGUCCCGGUAGUAUCCAGGGGGGCAGCCAAGGCCCUGGCCUUCUUGGCGGAGCCGUGCUCCCCGACCCCCACGUUGCUCCAUGGCCAGCCCCCCUCUCCGUCCCCAACCCCUGACCCCACGGUUGCAGGCGGUCCACCGGGAGAGCACGCGGCACACCUCUGCCCCCACCCUCAGGGGCUCCUUAGAGCACCACGUGGAGCAGCCAGGGCUCUGGCCUUCCUAGAGGAGCCAUGCUCCCCGACCCCUACCAACACCCAGCCACCCCCCACCGGCCCACUACCCCCCCCUCCACCAGGCCCCCCCCCACCCGGUAGUACACACAUCUCGGAGGUUGAAGCAUCUCUGCGGCCAAAUCCCUCUCCCACACGCUACAGGCACCCAAACCACCCGAGUCGCCGCACAGCCCCAACACGCCCACCCAACAGGCUGCCCCCCUCACACCACCCCCCCCAGGCAGCCGAGACCCACCCGCAAGGGCUUGCGCCCCAGGCUCAUGGGAGCGGCGGCACCCGGGUAGAGGGGCCCACAGGAGAGGCCACCACAGAGCCCACACAAACCUCUCUCCCCCCACCGUUUGUACCUCGCUCUAACCUCCACACUGGCCCAGCCCCUCGACCCCCACCUUCAACCCCCCCUCCCGGCCGGGUUCCCCACGAGUGGCCCCGUUGGGCAGCCAUCACCCCCCACACACAGCCUGCCCGAUCUGUCCCCACGGAGGGGGAUGCCUCGAGGAGAGAGGGGAUGCACACAGAGCACCCCCCGCCCGGCGAACCACCCAUCCUCCCUCCAACCACCCCUUUGGCCCCACAGCCCCCCCUUCCUUCACAAACAGGCGCAGACAACCAGGUUGGCCGCCGGCGGAAGAACAGGGGCAGAGGAGGCAGAGGGUCAGCCCACGUACUCCCCCCUCCCUCCCUCCCCCACCAAGAGCCCCUCCCCACCCCGCAUCCCGUUGAACCCUUACCAGGCCCUACCGCUACAGCCCGACCACCAAACCCACACUCCCGCCCCGCUCCUGCACCUCCACAGGGCCAUGGGAGCGGACCAGCCCACUCUCCCCCAUUCUGCCCCUCCCUUGCUGUGUCCCCCUCCCAGGUGGCGGCGGCCGCGAUCGCUACGGGGAUGGAGGCCGUCGGGUUGAGGGAUGCGCCCAUGGAAGACGCCACCGACUCCCCCUCCCAUCCCUCCCACCCCUUCCAUGUCGACGACCCCCUACCGCAACCCAUGGUGAUUGGGGAGGGCCAAGGGGGCCUUCUAGGGCAGGGUCCACACCCGAGCUCCGCUCAGCCAGCAAGCCCCACUCCACCCUCUACCCUGCCAGCCCUCCUACUCUCACCUACAGGCAGGCAGGUCUUCGAGACCCCAGAGGAGGUGAGGGCUGGCAUUUCAGAUUUGCUGGUGAUACACCGCCCGAGCAGCUCUCCGGCUGCCCCCACCCUUCCAGUCCCACAGGACCGGACCCGGACGUAUGCGGAAGUCACCCGGUCUGUCCCUUCUUUUAUCCCCCCCGCCACUCAGCCAGGCGCGUCACUCCCGACCCCAAUGGAGACGGACCGGGUUCUGAGGCCGUGUCACGCGCACCUAGAGGGGGUGGCGCCUCCCCCCGUUCAGCCCGUGGCGCAGGAGGUCACCAGCAGUAGGGAUGAGGCAUCCGCCCCUACCGAGACCCCUCCGCCUGGGGUAGCAGAGCCGUCACUUGAACCGCACCCCGCCGAGGGGCAGGAGCACACCACGGUACACACUUCAGGCUCACCUCCACGUCCCCCCUCCCCAGCUUCGACACCGGUACCGGCACGAGGCCCGGCCCUAUCCUGUGCGACACCACCUCUAUCUUCGCUGACACCCCCCCCGCACGGGGCUGGUGAGUCGUCUCCUCCCCUCGUCCCAGGCGAUCCUCUCGGAGCUCAGGCCGCCCACGGGGUCCCCUCUACAGCCAGUUCCGACGCCACGGCCCCGAUCGACCCCGCCGACACGGCGACAUCACCCGACCAGGUCGUGAGUUGCCCCACCUGCAGGAGCUCUCUCGCGAACCGACGCGCGCUCCAGCACCACAUUCCCUUCUGCCAUCCUGCAGACGCGGCUCGCAGGGCGCAGGCUGCCCAUGAUACCGCCUCGAUCAUCCCUUCCCUCUCACAGCCCCGUGCAACCGGGAUACAGUUCACCGACGCACAGUGGCAGACGCUCGACUCGGUGGACUGGACAGAGUACUUCUCGCCCGAGCGUAUCCAUGCACGCCCUCUCCGACGUGUCCCGGAGAGGGUCCGCGGAGGAUAUCUCGACGUCCUCAGUGCGAUCCUAGUCCGCAUUGCCCAGGACCCGGAGGCUGCUGGCCCUACCUUCCUCCUCGCUGCAGCGCCGACUCUUUUCCUUGUUCCAGCGACGCCACCCGACCGCUCGCACACGGCUGCCAUUGCAACGCGCAUCUCCCGCUUUGGUCGAGGUGAGUGGGCUGAGCUAGUCUCAGAUGCACUAGGCCGUCGCACACCCCUUCCUCAGCGCACAGGUCACCGGUCACGCACCGCCACCGAUCCCUCUACAGCAGAUGAGCGCCGCAUUGCACGUUGCCUUCGUCUGGCAGCGUGCAACGAGACCUCACGGGCGUGCGCGGCUCUCGAGUCCGCGGAGGCAGCCCCAGAUACACAGGGGACGAUACAGCGCCUGCAGUCGAAGCACCCCAACGCGGAGAGGCCGACCCCAGCUUGGCAGUCUGGCUUCCAAGGGUCCCCUCUCGUGCUCUCGGUGGAUCACUUACGCCGCGCGAUCUUCACAGCUCCGCGGGGCUCUUCGGGAGGACCGUCCGGUUGGGUCGCUGAGCACCUGCGAGACACUUUCCUAGCUUUCCCUCAGAGUCUCCAUUUCCUCCUUGCCGUGUACCAGCAGUGGCUUCGAGGCCGUUGCGCUCCAGCUGCGCGCUCCUUGCUAGCGUCUUCCACCCUCGUGGCUCUGGCGAAGUCGAACAUGGAUGUUCGGCCGAUUGCCAUCGGCGAGGUUUUGGUCCGCAUUCUUUCUCGUGCAGUCUGUCUCCAGCUACGUGACCAGAUGGCGAGGGUCUUCUUGGCGUCACAGCAGUUUGGGGUGGGGGUUACGUGCGGGACAGAGGUCGUAGUUAGAGGCGUCCGCCGCGCUCUGGCUGACCACCCAGACUGGGUGGUCCUGCAGCUAGACGUGGCGAAUGCCUUUAACUCCUUUCACCGAGAUAGGAUGUUCCAGGCGCUGCAGGCCAGCCCGGAGUUUCAGUACGGGACGCCCUCGGAUCUCCACUACAGGUCAGGCACGGGAGUGGUCACGAUGCACUCGGAGCGGGGCACUCGCCAGGGAGACCCUCUCAGCCCCUUCUUGUACGCUCUGACACAGCGUCUUGCUUUGGAGCCGGUUCUGGUGGAGGGGGAUGUCCAGCUCUGGUCGUACGCCGAUGACACGUACGUGCUAGGUCCCCCAGACAGGGUGCUGCACCACUUUACCGAGAUCGUGAGGUGCUUGGGCGAGAUGGGCCUUGCAGCCCAGCCGCACAAGUGCCUCGUCUACCAGACAGAGUCCUUUCUGUCCAGGGAUCUGGAGGCCUUCACGGGCCUAGGGAUCGAGGUCGCACGCCGAGGGCUCACCAUGACAGGCGUACCGGUAGGCACUGUUUCGUUCGUGGAGCAGAGUCUCCCGGAUCGUCUCGAGAGGAUGGGGCGGGUGCUACCUUGGCUUCCGAGGUUGCGCCAGCCCCAGACAGCUGCCCGCCUUCUGUCGGCGUGUGUCAGCACUCGUCCGCAGUACCUGUCGAGGACCGUCCCUCCUUCGCCCGCAGUGAUCUCUAGUUUUACAUGGUGGGACGCACGCCUGGGAGAGACAUUUCAGCAGCUUUUAGCUUCAGGGACCUGGGCUUGUCGCGAGGACGUCCGAGAGGCCGCCCUAGACCAGAUCUUCCUCCCCAUCCGUCUCGGGGGUUUCGGCAUUCGUCGCAUGGCACGCAUUGCCCCGGUGAGUUUCGUGUGCUCCUGGGUGCAGUGUGCUCCCAUUCUCUGUUCUCUCCCUGCGUGUGGCGAGGUGUUUCGGCAGAGCUUCGCUUCAGGUGAGCCAGAGCAGAUCGACCGGGCUCUGCAGACGGCGCUAGAGGGUCUCCCACCUGACGUUCUCUCUCUCCUUCCCCCCUGGCCCUCCUGCGCUUCUGCCUCCCCCGAUUCCCUUUUUGCAGGAGCGAGCCGUCUUCUGGAGGCGCAGGCCUUGGAGGCCGUGCGUGCCCGUCACGCCUCUCCCUUGCACCUUGCCCGUUUGACUUCCCUUCAGGGCGGAGGUGCAGGGGCGUGGUUGACGUCGGUGCCGUACGCUGACCCACUGCGCAUCCCGGAGGCGCUGUGGCAGGCGGCUUCAUCUUCUCGUCUUGGUCUCCCGAUCCCCCAGUUAGCCCUUGCAGGUCAGUGCUCCUGCGGACAGGCGAUUGACGACAUGACGGUGCCUCAUCACGCGGUCCGGUGCCCGCCCUACGGGGUCGCCACUACCAUCCACGACACGGUGAAGUACAUGCUUCGAGACUUUGCGGUCGAGGCGGGCUUCGCGGUAAAGGUGGAGGACUCUACGCUGUUCACACAGUUGGAGGCGGCUCGAGUGAGACUACUGGGACAGCCAGUGGUGGGAGAGGGGACACGGGCUGAGGGACCGGGGGAGCAGAGAGGCGAGGCGGGACAGCCGGGUGGCGGGGGACAUUGGGGACAGCACCAGCUGCGGGGUCAGGUGGAGCGAGGGAUAGGUGGGCAGAGGGGACGGCAGGGGGAGCAGACGGGCCAGGACGGGGAGGGGAGACAACACAGGCAGCAGCAGGAGAGCCAGUGGAGGCCGCGGGCCCAGGGCGCCGCGCCUCCAGGUUCAGCCUCGGAGGUGGGGCAGGGGCGGGAGCAGCAGAGAGCGGACGGAGGUACAGGAGGGGCAGCGGGAUUGGGAGGGGAGGGCCAGGGAGUGAAAGAGGCAGCAGGGGAUGGAGCAGGGGGGUCGGGAGGGUUGGGGGAGGGUAGAGAGGGGGAGGGGAGAGGACAGGUGGAUGGAGGAGAGGAGAGGGGGAGAGAGACGAUCGGAGAGGAGGCACCAAGGGACCAGACAGGGCAGCAGCCAGCGCAACAGCAGGGACCAGUCGGACACACAGGUCGUGUAGGCACGGCCUCCCGCAUCCCAGACCUCACCUGCCACGACGUUAGCCAGGGUCUGAUGGUUCUUGUGGAUGUCUCCAUAGCGGAUCCACAGCGGGAGGGGAACGUGCAGCUGAGACGGGCGACCCCCACACAAAUUGGAGUGGCAGCAGCUAGGCGGUUCCCUUCUUCUAUCCUUCCCUUCUCUUCCUACCACCCUCUUCUUUUACCUACCACUUCUUCUUACUCCUUCAUCCUUCCUUCCUUUCCUUUCUUUCCCCCUUUUCCUACAAAAUAUACCUCACACCCCCUGCCCCCUCAUGCCAUCCGCUCCCCCCGCCCCUACCCUCCGCGUGCCCGCUCCCUUGCCACCUCUUUUGACCCUCCCUGCCCCCCCUCGCCGUUUCCCACCGCCCGCCAUUCGCUCCUCCCCGCCCGUGCGCUCCCCUCCUUUACCUUCUCCUCCCCCCUCCCCUCCUCUGCUGCACGCCUCUUCCUUCCCCUCGCCGACCCACUCCACUCCCUGCCCCUCCUCAAUCCGCACCCUGCCCCUCGUAUCUCGCCCUCCUAUGCUUGGUUUCUCCCCUCCCUGCCCCUCGCCGCCUUUCCCCGCUCCCCACCUCCCCCCUCUCCCUGCCCCCCCACUCUCCCCCCCCUUGUCCUUGGCUUCCUACCUCCCUGCCUCACCUUUCCCCCCUCCGUGUGCUCAGCUUCUCCCCUCCCUGCCCCUCCCUCCUCCCCGCCCUGCCCCUCAUUUUCCGCCCCCCCCCCCACGCCCGGUUUCUCCCCUCCCCGCGCCUCCCUUUCUUUCUCCGUGCCUCUCCUUUGCUCCCUCCCUGCCCCCGCCUGCCCAUGCCCCUGUCUUUGGCUUCUCCCCUCCCUGCCCCACGUUUCUUCCCUCCCUGCCCCCCCCUCUUCCCUCCCUGCCCCUCCCUUCCUCCCCCCCUGCCCUUUGCUCUCCCCUCGUUACGCUCCCUUCUCCCCAUCCCUGCUGCCCUCUUACCACCAUCAGCCCAUCCCCACGACCAGCCCCCCUCCCACCCUUCAAUCCCCCCCUCCCCCUCUCUCUCUCUAA
This is a messenger RNA of Closterium sp. NIES-65, 25509 nucleotides long. The record is from the annotation of a GenBank genome assembly. NCBI's taxonomy places the organism in Eukaryota, Viridiplantae, Streptophyta, Zygnematophyceae, Desmidiales, Closteriaceae.